This is a messenger RNA of Paramuricea clavata, 543 nucleotides long. The record is from the annotation of a GenBank genome assembly. NCBI's taxonomy places the organism in Eukaryota, Metazoa, Cnidaria, Anthozoa, Malacalcyonacea, Plexauridae.
AUGGCUGGUGGCGGUGAGGACAAGGUUCCUGCCGGUGAGGACAAGGUUUCUGCCGUUGACAACAAGGUUCCUGCCGGUGAGGGCAAGGUUCCUGGCGGUGAGGACAAGGUCGCUGGCGGUGAGGACAAGGUUGCUUGCGGUGAGGACAAGGUUCCUGAGGCUGAGGACAAGGUCGCUGACGCUGAGGACAAGGUUCCUGGUGGUGGGGACAAGGUUCCUGGCGGUGAAGGAAAGGUUCCUGGCAGUGAGGACAAGGCUCCUGGUGGUUAGGACAAGGUUCCUGGCGGUGAGAACAAGGUUUCUGCCGGUGAGAACAAGGUUCCUGGCGGUGAGAACAAGGUUCCUGCCGCUGACAACAAGGUUUCUGCCGUUGAGGACAAGGGUCCUGUCGGUGAGGACAAGGUUCCUGGCGGUGAGAACAGGGUUGCUGGCGGUGAGGACAAGGUUGCUGGCGGCGAGGACAAGGUUCCUGCCGGUGAGGACAAUGUUCCUGGCCGUGAGGACAAGGUUGCUGGCUGUGAGGACAAGGUUCGUGGCGGUUAG